Molecule: messenger RNA, 907 nt
Organism: Didymodactylos carnosus
Lineage: Eukaryota; Metazoa; Rotifera; Eurotatoria; Philodinida; Philodinidae
Source: the annotation of a GenBank genome assembly
AUGAUGAAUAUGAAAGUUCGACGUUUAGUAUUUCGUCUCGUUGUUAUAAUUCCAUUUAUAUGGUUAAUUAUUAUAUUAGCUUUAUUACAGACAGGUGAUAAUAAUAAAAAUACGAUAAAUGAAAAUCAACGAGUUCAUCGUGCCGGACGAGAUGCGGAUAAUAUAGAUGCAUUCGGUGGAGCUGAUAUUAAGAUUAGAAAGCCAAAUAUUGAUAAAUUACUUAACAAUUUUAAUAAUCAAAGCGUUAGUAGCGUAUUAAAUGAUAAUAUUCGUGUUAUACACGACAAACAUGAACAAGUUGCCGCACCACAAAUCGACAAACAUGACAUAAACGGACCAGGAGAAAUGGGCAAACCAUUUGAGGUUGAUAAAGAAAAAUUAUCACCGGAAGAACGUCAAAAAUAUGAUAAAGGUUUUCAAGAAAACGCAUUUAAUCAAUACAUUAGUGAUAUGAUAUCGAUACAUCGAAGUUUACCAGAUGUUAGAGAUCCUGGAAAAAUGCAAUAUUUAGACAAUUUGCCAUCAGCAUCUGUUGUCAUGUGUUUUCAUAAUGAAGCAUGGAAUGUACUAUUGCGCUCUAUUCAUUCAAUUAUUGAUAGAACUCAGCCAAAUUUAUUGAAAGAAAUUAUCCUAGUGGAUGAUUUUUCUGAUAUGGAUCACUUGAGAAAACCCUUAGAUGACUACGUCGCACCACUUAAAAAAGUAUUUAUUGUUCGUCAACAAAAACGAGAAGGUCUUAUUCGCUCGCGAUUAGCUGGAGCAAAGACUGUUAAAGGCGAUGUUAUUGUAUUCUUAGAUUCACACAUCGAAGCAACAGAAGAUCCAAUAGCACGUAAUAAAUCAACUGUGGUUACUCCUGUCAUUGAUGUUAUUGAUGAUACAACAUUUAAAUAUAACUAUGGUGCUG